UCUACGCUCGGCGUCGGCCCCGAUCGACUCGGCCCCGCUCGGCUCGCCGUCCUGGACCGCGGCGGAGCGCGGAGCCGCAUGUAAGGGCGGGAGCGAGAACACCUGUGGAGCCUGUUUGGAGGGGACUCCCGGAGCCCUGCACGUCUCUCCUCCCCAUGCUGUGACCUCUGACUCCCGCCUCUCGGAGCCCGUGUAGGCCGAGCCCUCAGGCGGCCACACCAUGAACACGUCCCCGGGCACCGUGGGCAGCGACCCGGUCAUCUUGGCCACGGCCGGCUAUGACCACACGGUGCGGUUCUGGCAGGCCCACAGCGGGAUCUGCACGCGCACGGUGCAGCACCAGGACUCUCAGGUGAACGCGCUGGAGAUCACUCCGGACCGCAGCAUGAUCGCGGCUGCAGGCUACCAGCACAUCCGCAUGUACGACCUCAACUCCAACAACCCUAACCCCAUCAUCAGCUACGACGGGGUCAACAAGAACAUAGCGUCCGUGGGCUUCCACGAGGACGGCCGCUGGAUGUACACGGGCGGGGAGGACUGCACCGCCCGGAUCUGGGACCUCAGGUCGCGGAACCUGCAGUGCCAGCGCAUCUUCCAGGUGAACGCGCCCAUUAACUGCGUUUGCCUGCACCCGAACCAGGCGGAGCUCAUUGUGGGUGACCAGAGUGGCGCCAUCCACAUCUGGGAUUUGAAAACUGACCACAACGAGCAGCUGAUCCCUGAGCCAGAGGUCUCCAUCACCUCUGCCCACAUCGACCCCGACGCCAGCUACAUGGCAGCCGUCAACAGCACCGGCAACUGCUAUGUCUGGAACCUGACCGGGGGCAUCGGGGACGAGGUGACCCAGCUCAUCCCCAAGACUAAGAUCCCAGCGCACACCCGCUACGCCCUGCAGUGCCGCUUCAGCCCCGACUCCACGCUCCUUGCCACCUGCUCGGCUGACCAGACGUGCAAGAUCUGGCGGACGUCCAACUUCUCCCUGAUGACGGAGCUGAGCAUCAAGAGCAGCAACCCCGGGGAGUCCUCGCGGGGCUGGAUGUGGGGCUGUGCCUUCUCAGGGGACUCCCAGUACAUCGUCACAGCUUCUUCUGACAACCUGGCCCGGCUCUGGUGCGUGGAGACCGGGGAGAUCAAGCGGGAGUACGGCGGCCACCAGAAGGCCGUUGUCUGCUUGGCCUUCAACGACAGCGUGCUGGGCUAGCCUGCACCCCUUGACUGGCCCGGCAAGCAGUGUGGGGGCAUGGGGCCGGCCUGGCAGGAGGCAGCAGCUGGCUGGACCCGCCCUGUUGCCCAGGUCAGAGAACCCCCAUGGUGCUCCAGCCUGGCUGUCUGGACCCGACGGGGCCCAUUCCCCUCCAGGGCCCCUCAGUCCCCCUUUGUUUGUCUGGGCGUAACGGGGCUCAGGAGCCUGCCCAUGCCAGCCUGCACGCUCCUCAGAUAUUCUGCAGACCUCCGGCAUUGGGAGGACCCGGCUGGUGCCCAUCCCCAGCUCCUUCCCCAUCCCGCUGUCGACUCGUGUCCGGAGACCAUGGAGGACACAGGGGCGGGUGGAGAAGUUUAUUCGCCCUGCGGUGUGGCUGGCAGCCGGUGGGCAGGCAGGUGGGCGGCGGCUCAGUCCGGGAGGUAAUAAAAGCAGACCGACACGCAGACGCUGCUCGGGAAGCAGAUGUCAAUGCACAGGUAGAUCAGCCGCUGCCUCUGGGGCCCUGGGGAAGGGGUCUCCGUGAGCCCCGCGUCCCAGACUCCUGUGGCCAGGCCUCGCCAUACCACCUGCCCGGACUCACCGACUGCUCGACGGGCCCAGUAAAUGGGGGUCUUCACGCAAAGGUGCCGCACUGAAGCCCCCACCUGGGCAGGGUCUACCUCGUGGCUCCCGAGCACGGCCAGCAGCUCCUGGGCGUAGUGGGGGGCCGGGCUGGGGCUGGGGGACUCCUGGGCCUGCAGGGGAGUCGCCAGUGGGCCCGCGCCGGACACUGGGCCUGCUCCGGGCUGGGUAGAACCCGCGCAUCCCGGACCUGCUGGCUCGCUGCCGGCCCAUCCCCACCCCAGCCCCUUCAGCACCCGCGCCGGGAAGAUCCAACUUUCUGUUUCCUGAAACCAGAGCCCCAGCCCUGUGCCCCGCGCGGCCGCACACAAGAAGACCCUUUGUCUGGCCGGGCCGGGCGCUGGCCGCGCGGGGCUGCUCACCCUCGAGGUGUUCACCAGCAGCCGCAGGGCCUGGCGGUCCCGGGGCUCCAUGGGGCGGAGGAAGCAGGCCCGGUGCUCUGGCGGGCGGUAG
Molecule: messenger RNA, 2278 nt
Organism: Talpa occidentalis (Iberian mole)
Lineage: Eukaryota; Metazoa; Chordata; Mammalia; Eulipotyphla; Talpidae
Gene: MLST8
Product: MTOR associated protein, LST8 homolog
Exons: 9
Coding region: 221-1201 (326 amino acids)
Biological process (GO): regulation of actin cytoskeleton organization; TOR signaling
Cellular component (GO): TORC2 complex; TORC1 complex
Molecular function (GO): protein binding
Source: RefSeq, a predicted model, not a curated record